Microcebus murinus (gray mouse lemur) is the source of this 5311-nucleotide messenger RNA. The record is from RefSeq and is a predicted model, not a curated record. NCBI's taxonomy places the organism in Eukaryota, Metazoa, Chordata, Mammalia, Primates, Cheirogaleidae.
AGCCACUGCUUCCGCUGGGUCCGAGAAGCUGUUGAGUGCCAGGACCCACAGUCGCUGAAAUGGAGGCAAAAGUGUUGGAUGCAAGCAGCUUUUCAGAAGGCAACAAUCCGAUUCUGGACCCAUACCUGUAUGACGCAGACAACUUUGACUUCCCAGACCCUGGGCUGCUCGCAGAAAAGAAUGAGUUGUCUUUCACGGAGUCGUCACCGCCCCUUCCGCUGUUUACCAACAGCCAGUGGUGGCAAACCAAGACCCCGAGGGCCCAUGCCCGCCAGCUGUGGCUGCUUCUGAGGGCAGGCCUCCACGACAUAGUGGAAAAGGAGAAGAGAGCCGAGCUGCGAGUCGCGCGCUUGACGCACGGGCUGGAGCCGCUGCGCCGCCUGGAGGUGGCAGCCGGGCUGCGCUCCGUGGCGCAGGACCCAGUGGGCGGACGUUUCGUGGUGCUGGACGGCGCGGGCGUCCUGCACCUGCACAGAGAAGAUGGUUGGGCACAAGAGAAGCUGCCAGAGCCAGUGGCACUUACUGGGCUGGUGGCCGUGCUGGGCCCGCUGGGCACUGUGGGACGCUUUGUAGGCUGGGGCCCCGCGGGGCUGGCCAUCCUAGGGCCCAACUUCAACUUGCUGUGGCUAAGCCAGCCGGGGGUGGGCUGGGCACCAGGAUGCGAACCCACCUGCUGCCUGCCAGUGCCCGACCGAGGGCUGCUGCUCGUGGCCCAGAUGGGUGGCAGCCUGGUGCUCUGGAAAUUCCGCUUAGGUGGUCGUCGCCUGGUGCUCCAUGGAUCACCACCACUGCAGCCGCCACCAAGCCCAGUGGGCGAGCUCAAGCGUCUGGCUCUGGAACCAGCACCUCCCCAUGAGGCCCUGCGCUGCUUUGCAGCCUACGGCUCCGCCGUGGUCACUUUCGAUCUGCAGGCCUGGGCUCUCGUGGAUGUGCGCAGGGAUCUGCACAAAACCACCAUCUCGGACCUGGCUUACUGCAAGGAGGUAGAGGCCAUAGUGACGGCUUCCCUGGACAGCACAGUGAAGGUGUGGGAGGCUGACUGGCAGAUCCGGAUGGUGUUCGUGGGCCACACAGGCCCAGUGACGGCUCUGGCCGUGCUCCUGAACUCGACCUUGGUGUUGUCAGCCUCGCAUGACGGGACGCUACGCACAUGGGACUUGCGGGCAGCAGCACAGGUGGGCGAAGUGGCGCUGUGCUCCUGGGGCCAGGACGCGUUGUCUGGGCGCGUGAGACAUCUGCUGGCGCCCAUGGGCCCGGGUCAGCCGGUGCUCUCACUCUGCACCAGCAGCGUGGAGCUCUGGCGCGUGCGCGAGCUCUAUUCGCCGCUGGUGCAGCUGCCGGCACCAGUGCUCCUUCUGCAGGUUGCGCCCCCGUUGCCGGCGCCUGCUUACCCAGCGCCGGCAUACCCGCCGCUGCCCACGCGCCUCGUGUGCGCCUGUGCUGACGGUUCGGUCUACCUGCUGUCGGCUGUGACCGGACGCACUGUGAGCGCGCUGCUGCUGGAACCCAGUGACUGCGCCGCUGCAGUGGCUUACUGCCUGCCGCGCGAGGCGCUGUGGCUGCUGACGCGUGCGGGGCACUUGGUGCGCGCCAAUGCGGCGUGCCGCCCCAUGCUUGUGCUGUACCGUGUGCGUCCUCUGGCGCCCCCGGCGCCUCAGCCCUGUUGCCUGCACCUGUACAGCCACCUCGCAGACCCCCGCAGCGCAUUCACCUCCUGGGAAAUCGUGCGCCAGCACAGGGGCGAAAUGCACCACAGCACCAUGCCCUGGGCCUGGAAGGACAAAAAUCGGUGGGUGCUGGAGCUGGUGAGGACCGGCCAGGCGGACGUGGCGAAAGGGCCGGCACCAACAGGCUCCAUCGCUGCCCACAGAGGCGCACAGUCCAGGCCCGGUCACCGCUAUUGCAUCCACCUGGAACAGCAUUGUGUCUUCAGGUCAGUACCUCUCCUACCCACGUGGCCGGCCUGGGAGACCCUUCCCACCCCCAAGGCCCAGCCCUGGCUCCUGCUGCCUGCAGGCGGAGACCUGACCGUGAAGAUGUGGCGCGUCUUCCCAUACGCCGAGGAGAGCCUGAGCUUGCUGCGCACCUUCUCUUGCUCCCACCCAAUCGUGACACUCUGUGUGUUAGGCAAACGUGUCACUGUAGGCUUUGAGAACCCAGACAGUGCUACCUAUGGCCUGGUGCAGUUUGACCUGGGUGACAGCCGGCGAUUUGACCACCGGCCCCAGGACGACCCCAUGGACCACAUAACUGGCCUGUGCUGCUGCCCCUCCCUCAGGCUGUAUGCCUGCUCCAGCCUGGACUGCACCAUCCGCAUCUGGACUGCUGAGAACCGCCUGCUGCGGCUCCUGCAGCUGAAUGGUGCCCCUCAGGCCUUGGCCUUCUGCAGCAACAGUGGGGACCUGGUGAUGGCGCUGGGCUCCCGUCUCUGCCUGGUAUCCCAUAGGCUCUACCUACCCACAUCCUACCUGGUUAAGAAUCUGUGCUGGAAGGCUCCUGACAUGGUGGACGACCCUCCACUGCCACUGACCAGCCAAGAGUUACUGACCUCCGCCCAUCUGCAGAGGCUUGCCAACCUACACUGGGCAGCCAAGCUCAGUGCUUCCUUGUCCUUCAUUCAUGAGAAGGCACCAACUCAGCAGCCAGUGGUGAAGGAGGACUUGAAAACCCUAGUGGACCGGGAUCAAGACCUUGAGCAGCUAAGGCUGGGACUAGUGGUCCCAGCAGCCCGCCCCACACCCUCCUGGCAGCAUCGCCAGGAAGCCUUCGACAAUUACCUGCGCCUGAUCUAUGGUUCUGGCCUGCUGGGUGUGCAGUCUGGAAGGGAGUCCUGGCAGUGGGACACUGGGACCUUCACAGUGGAGAGAGAGAUCUGGGACAUGUGUGACCUGCCCAGAGCUGGCCCCUAUCUCUGGCAGGCUGGGGUCAGCACUGAAACCCAGACAGCACCAACAGCCCUGCCCCCUCAGGACGUCAGGGCCCUGGGCCAGCGCUUUGCCCGCCCUCCUCGAGUCACCUUGCCCAUCCCACCCACCUACCGAAGGGUGCAUAGCAGGGCAUCCCAGCUUCUGGCCCACUCCUCCCUGAGCCACGACCUGGGUCUCAGUCUGGAUCUGCAGCUGCAGUGGGAGCAGCUCCAAGAGACGACAACCAUGGCUCUGGAUCCAUCGUUCUCCCACCUGGAGCACAGGAUCCCUCUGCUGCAGAAGAGACGGCCCACGGAUCCUCCCUCUAAACUUGGGGGCUUCUUUCCUGCCACCACACGGCCUUAUAAGCCCUGCCCGAAUCCCAUCAGCUUCCCUGGCUGCGUACCCAACUCUGUGGUACUACAGCAGAUGUGGCUGCCUGCAGAGAUCGGCCACCUGGGGUCCCUGGCCCAGCUUCCCUCCCAGACGAAAUGCAAGCCGCGUGUGAGCCAGUACGACAUGUGGCUGCAUCGGCGGCGCAGCAGGCGGUUCCGCACCCCGUGGCCAAGGAAUGUCACCCAGUGGUUAGGAGAGGAGGAAGAUGAGGAAGAGGAGUGGGAGGAGGAGCUGGACCUAGAGGCUGACUGGGAGGCUUUCUUGAGCCCUGAGACGUCACAGGCUGACCAGGAGCUGGAUUUUUUCCAACCGGGUGAGGUAGAGACCUCUUCGGACUUGACCCUGCAGCCCUUCUAUGAGGCCGCCAAGACCAAGCCCUCCCUUCACCCCAAGCACGACUACAGGCGUUCGCUCUGGGAAGAGCGUUUUGGACAUCUGCCCAAGUUCCUGCAGUUUUUGGUCUGCCAGAACUGGUUCAAAAAGCUGUUCCCCAUCUUCACCCUGGAGGCAUACCCGGAGAUGGGCACAGUGACAGGCCUGGCCUUAACGCUUAUGGACCUGCUGAAGGAGGUCACAUGGAUGGACCGUGUGCACAUCCUGCGUGCACUGCUGAGGCUGCUUCCUGACAUGAGCAGCAUCCUCCAAAUCCAGCUGCAAAAUGUGCUUGUGCAGUUGCUCAACAUGGACCAGCCUCCCAGCCUCCAGGAUGAGACUCAGAGGCUAUUCGUGAUGCUGGCGCUGCAGCUGCUCCUGGCCUGCUCCCUGGAGUCCCGAGAUGUGGUGCUGGAGCUUAUGUCCUACUUCCUCUACUCCCCAGCCUCCUGCCAGCCAGAGCUCAGGAAGCUGCUGGACAUGCUGGGCCUUCAGGAUCCAGAAGGCUUCCUGUUCAAGGAGAUGCUGACCUGGGUGAAGGACUCUGAUCUCAACUCCAAGGCUAUGCUGCGUAGACGCUGCUGUGAGAAGCUAGAGGAGCUUAUCCAGCAGCUGCAGGUGGAGACCUUGCAGCCACCAUCCGUAGCCCACUUGUCUGUGGUGCUGCCCAAGGUCUCAGAUAGUACCUUGAAGCUUUCCUCUCCCAAGAAGACCACAUCACGGGCUUCGAUGGCUUCGAUGACAUCCUUGGGCACCUCCUGGUCGACCUCAAGCAUGUCCAAGAGGCUCUUGCAGAGCUUGGAGAUGCCCCUGAUGGUGGUCUCACCUGCGCAGCCAGACCUGGCUGGCCUAAAGCUCCAGACCGAGCAGCUGCUGAUGCAGAUGAACAUCCAGCACACCCAACGUGUGCUCGCAGACACACUGCAGAGCUUCCCUGAGACCGACCUGUACUCCUCAGCGCCCUCCACGCUGCCUGAGGUGCUGCCGCCACUCGAGAAGACAGACUGGUCAAAGUCGCAAAUAUUGGACCUAGGCCUCAUCGACAUGCUCAACUUAUUCUGCAAGCAGCAGCGGGCACGGCAGCAUAGCUUGAUCCCAGAGGCUGAACUCCCACCCCUGAUGGUGCCCAACACGGUGGUGCCACCAGCUCGGGAUCAUUGGCACCACCCCAUCAUGAGGCUUCAGGAGGCCACCAUUCAGAAAUGUGGGAGGAGAUUGAGGGGUGAGUGGAGAUGGGGGCGGAGACAGACCUGGCCCCACCCCUACCCACCACCUCACUUCAUCACUUGCCCCAGGCCAGAUGCCAUCCCGUGCUGGCCGCACCCUGGAUGGCCCCAUCCGGAUGUUGAAGCUGCCGCUGCCACGAGUGGAGGUGCGGCCUUUCCCCCCAGGCUGGCCCAGGCCUGCCCACUCCCAGCCCCCGCUGCUCCUACAGCCUGCCCUGCAGCGCUACUUUGUGCUAGAUGACACAGACCCUAACAGCUACAGCUGAGCUGGCUGGUGGCCAUGCCCUCCACCCCCGCACCCUUCACUCCACCUUCCCUUCACCCCAAGUUGGCGAGUGGCAGCCUGCUUAGGUCUGCCAUUGGCCUUUGGCCAAGGCCUGGUCUGGAAUAAAGUCAAGAGGCUUCAGCAAG